Phyllotreta striolata is the source of this 2548-nucleotide messenger RNA. The record is from the annotation of a GenBank genome assembly. Lineage: Eukaryota; Metazoa; Arthropoda; Insecta; Coleoptera; Chrysomelidae.
AUGCGCGCCGGCGCCGGCGCCGCUGGCAACGAGGAUUACGCCGAGCUGGCGGACCUGUCGGGCGGUCACUAUGGUCGCACGACGUACGGCCGUACAGGCGGAGGAAGAGGCGGUGGACGGCAACCGAUGGCGGCUGAAGCCGAGGACGUGCUGGGCCCCACCAACGGCAGUCCAAGGAGCUAUUCGAGAAGCCGCUCGGGGUUGUACUAUUCCCCUCCGGGCACUUCGUAUACUAUUGUCGAAAGACCUAGCUCUGUGAUGCACCACCAUUCUCCUAGAGAAUACAACUAUAAUUCACUAACUAGUCCUAGAGGUACUUACUUGGGUUCCAACCCGAACUUCAGCACGACCUCGGGACGUACUCCUGCUGCUUCCAAUAACAAAAAGCGCCCCAUUUCCCCGGAGCAGGUGCUCAGGCUGUUCGGUAGUAAUAAUCCUUCCUCGUCCGUGGUGAAAACGGGCGCCGAUAGACCCAGGAGAUCGCCGGCGAGCAGCCCGCCCUCGACGGCACAUCACGUCAACAGAGAGGCGAACUACAGACCUCCCCAUCUGCCCAAUAUACACGAACUGACCACAAGAACGGUGACGAUGGUCAGGGAACCUCAGGAACCCGGUUUCGGGAUAUGCGUUAAAGGAGGCAAAGAAGCAGGUGUCGGAGUGUACAUUUCCCGGAUAGAAGAAGGCAGCGUCGCCGAAAGGGCCGGUCUCAGGCCGGGCGACUCCAUUCUGGAAGUCAACGGAACCCCUUUUACUGGAAUAUCGCACGAAGAAGCUCUCAAAAUGUUGAAAUCGUGUAGAAAUUUAAGCAUGACGGUGCGAUCGCCGAAUUUGCCGGGAGGUCGCGUGGGUUUUGGCGGAGGCGCGCCCUGGCAGAUGCGCCAGACUUGCUCUUGGAUGGACAGGUACGGAAGGCCGGUGUCGCCGCCAAUGGAAUACGCUCGAAGCGGCCCCGUGCCCGCCCAGAGGUACGGCUAUGGCAGGUCGUCCAGCAAAGACAGGAGCGUACGAAGGGUCGACCUCUGCAUCGAGCCUGGCCAAAGCCUGGGACUAAUGAUUCGCGGAGGCGUCGAAUACAAUUUGGGAAUCUUCAUCACCGGCGUUGACAAGGACUCGGUCGCUGACAGGGCUGGAUUGAUGGUCGGCGAUCAAAUAUUAGAGGUAAACGGCCAAUCGUUCAUGGACGUAACACACGAUGAAGCCGUGGCUCAAUUGAAGUACCACAAGCGAAUGUCGCUUGUUGUCAGGGACGUCGGGAAGGUCCCGCAUUCUUGCACUGCCUAUGAUAGAGACUGGGACCUAUGCAGUCCGGGGAGUAGGGCUGCGGCGACAACUCGGAAAUGGGCGGCGGCUCUCCAGAUGGUAGAGGAAAAAGCUCGGAUCCUCCUGACUCGUCCGGAGUUUACCACCCUCUGCUAUUACACGGACGAGUACGCAGCCAGAAAUAUGACCAUAGAUGCCUUUGUACAAGUCAUGACUGAACUUCUUAACACCCCCGAGAAGUAUACCCUUAUGACCGAAUUAAGAGAAAUAGUAGCCAUCGACGACCGCGUAAAGUUCGAUGAAUUAGUUUAUAGAAGGGAGACUGACCUUUCGAGGUUUAGAGAAUCUAGGGAAACCGAUUAUAGACAUUCAAGGCGGAAAGGAGUGCCCAUCCCUGAUUCGAAUAACGCCAUAUAUUCCGGAUACGAGGAAUACGGAGAAAUACAACCACCGAGUAUAAAUAUUCAAAACGAGGGUGAAUACCAUCGUUCUCCGAGCGAAGAUUCAGGUUUAGGACUGGGAGUUGCCGACAAACAUAUAAGCAUUCGUCCAGCUAGUGCUACCGGAAAACUAAAUGACGACGAUCACCGAAACCAGGAAUACGCGAGUGGCGACGAGGAUAAUCCUCCGGGAAGGAGGAGCAGGCGGCACUCAAGUCCGGGCGAAUCGCGGACCGGGAGCACGACGGCCUUACACCAACAGGAUUACCCCGAUUCCGCAGAGCGGGUACCUCGGCGGCCUGCGGUCUAGCUUGGGCGGGUGGACGCAAAAAGUCAAGUCUUGGUACUGGGGCACACCUCUUGAGCUGGCUCACAAGCUAUCGCGCAGCUUCGACAUGAAGGACGAGCAGGGCCUCCUCGAGGGCGAGGGCGGCAUGAGGCGGCACCAGUCGAUGCAGAGGCUGACGAGGGACGGCGCCCCGGAGCACCGCGACCCCGCCAAAGUGGUCUACGACGAGCAAGGUAAUCUGAGGAUAACGGUCAAAAAGACGAAACCCAUAUUAGGAAUCGCUAUCGAAGGAGGGGCCAACACCAAGCACCCCCUACCCAGGAUAAUCAAUAUAAACGAAAACGGAUCCGCAUUCUACGCGGGCGGCCUGGAAGUGGGCCAGCUGAUCCUGCAGGUGGACGGCACCCGCGUGGAGGGUCUGCAACACCAAGACGUGGCUCGGCUGAUAGCGGAGUGCUUCGCGCGCCGAGACCGCGAAGAAAUCGAGUUCCUGGUAGUGGAGGCGAAGAAGAGCAACAUGGAGCCGAAACCGACCUCGUUGAUCUUCCUCGAAGCUUAA